CUAUGUUUCCAUUCCCCCUGGCCUAGAAAUCUGCUUUGGACCCCUGCACUUUUAUUGCCUUCACAGAGAUGUCUUCUGAACAAGCCAGAGUCCACCCACUGGUGCAAAUGCUUAUUGAUUUCACUGCAGGGGCUGCAGGAGGUGUAGCCUGUGUGGUGAGCGGACAGCCCUUUGACACCAUCAAGGUGAAGAUGCAGACCUUUCCAGCCAUGUACCGGGGCUUCUUUGACUGCUCAGUCAAGACCUACCAGCAGGAGGGCAUGUACGGGCUCUACCAGGGCACCACCCCAGCCUUGCUGGCCAACAUUGCUGAGAAUGCGGUGCUGUUUGCCUGCUAUGGGUUUUGCCAGCAAUUGGUGAGACAGCUCUUUGGACUGGGCAACGUUGUGGAGCUCAGCGACUGGCACAGUGCGAUUGCUGGCUCCUUCUCUUCCGUCUUCUCCUCCAUGGUUCUAUGCCCCACGGAGUUAGUGAAGUGCCGGAUGCAAGCUCUCCAUGAGAUGAAAGUCACAGGACAGACAGCUCUUUCACACCGCAGCUCCACGUGGGCCGUGGUGAAAGCCAUCUUCCAAUCAGAGGGUCCCCUGGGUUUCUUCCAAGGCCUGACCAGUACGUGGCUGCGGGAGGUGCCUGGCUAUUUCUUCUUCUUUGGGGGUUACGAAGUCAGUCGCAGCUUCUUCCUCCAGGCUGGACAGUCAAAGGAGGAGUUGGGGGCGCUGCCUGUCACAGUGAGUGGUGGAAUUGGUGGUGCUGCCUUCUGGCUGGCUGUUUAUCCCAUUGAUUCAGUGAAGUCUCGGAUCCAGGUGUUGUCUAUGGCUGGGCGUCAAGACGGCUUUCUGCUUUCCUUCCUGCACAUCUUACGGACUGAAGGUGUGAUGGCUCUUUAUUGUGGUCUGACGCCUACAGUGAUCCGAGCACUGCCCUCCAAUGGUGCCCUCUUCCUCGCCUAUGAAAUGACCCAGAAAAAACUGACCAGCCUGGCUGAAAGGACAACCUGACAGCAGAGUCUGGUCCCAGAGCAAGGGACUCUUGUGCAGGGUGAAGCAGCACU
Euleptes europaea (tarantolino) is the source of this 1051-nucleotide messenger RNA. Its product is annotated as mitochondrial ornithine transporter 1-like. The record is from RefSeq and is a predicted model, not a curated record. The transcript is spliced from 6 exons. Gene Ontology annotation, molecular function: L-ornithine transmembrane transporter activity. Gene Ontology annotation, biological process: mitochondrial L-ornithine transmembrane transport. The coding region runs from base 69 to 998 and encodes 309 amino acids. NCBI's taxonomy places the organism in Eukaryota, Metazoa, Chordata, Lepidosauria, Squamata, Sphaerodactylidae.